UUGGGAGUUGUGAAUACGUGUACUUUCUGGUCACAUCUAACCAUCUACUCAGUUUGUUUAAGGUUUAAUUUAAGUAACAUUACAUUUUGUUCGUAGCGCUGAGUACGCGGGGUUCGUUGUCUCAGAUGGCGACAGUGGAGGAACUGAAGCUCCGUGUGAGAGAGUUGGAAAAUGAAUUGAUAAAGUGUAAACAGCAGCAGCACAAUUGUGCCGUGGAGGAUGCUCACAGCCAGGUACUUUACAGACCGAAAAUCGACAAAAUGAGCGCCGAAGUUGUGGAUUCCAACCCAUACAGUCGUCUAAUGGCAUUGAAGAGGAUGGGCAUCGUGGAUGAUUAUGAGAAAAUCCGGACCUUCACAGUAGCUGUGGUCGGUGUUGGGGGAGUGGGCAGUGUGACAGCUGAAAUGCUCACUAGAUGUGGCAUUGGUAAGUUGCUCCUCUUUGACUACGAUAAAGUAGAGCUGGCCAAUAUGAACCGACUGUUCUUCCAGCCACACCAGGCAGGCCUGAGUAAAGUGGAAGCAGCUGAACACACACUCAGAAACAUCAAUCCAGAUGUGUCGUUUGAGACUCACAACUAUAACAUCACCACAAUGGACAAUUUCACACAUUUUAUGGACCGCAUCAGUCAUGGAGGGCUGGAAGAAGGGAAGCCGGUGGAUUUGAUCCUAAGCUGUGUGGACAACUUUGAGGCCAGAAUGGCCAUCAAUACAGCUUGUAAUGAACUUGGUCAAAUCUGGAUGGAGUCUGGUGUGAGUGAGAACGCUGUAUCUGGACACAUCCAGCUCAUCAUCCCUGGAGAGACGGCCUGCUUUGCUUGUGCUCCUCCUCUGGUGGUGGCAGCUAACAUCGAUGAGAAGACCCUAAAGAAGGAUGGUGUCUGUGCUGCCAGCUUACCAACAACAAUGGGUGUGGUUGCAGGCAUCCUGGUGCAAAAUGUCCUCAAGUACUUGCUAAAGUUUGGGUCUGUCAGUUAUUAUCUUGGCUACAACGCCAUGCAGGACUUCUUCCCCACCAUGACUAUGAAACCCAACCCCCAGUGUAAUGACCGCUACUGCAGGGUACAACAAGAGGAGUACAAGAAGAAAGAAGCAGAGCAGCCCAAGGUGGAAGUUGUACAAGAAGAGGAAGAGAUCGUACAUGAGAACAAUGAGUGGGGUAUUGAACUAGUAUCUGAGGUCACUGACAAAGAGUUAGAGGCUGCAUCAGGCACUGUGCCUGACCUCCCAGAAGGCAUCACUGUGGCUUACACCAUUCCAGCUGAGGAUCCAGUUGGCGGGGAGAUAGUGGAAGAGACUGAAAGGAGCUUAGAGGACUUGAUGGCUCAGAUGAAAAAGAUGUAGGUAGCCAUCUGAAGAUCCGAACAUUAUCUGAACAUCUGAAGACAACUUCUCACUCUAUUCCAUUGAUUUACUUGAUAACAAGCAUCUUGUGAUGGCCACUUGGGGGCUAAAAAGCAAAUUAAUGUCAACAACUUCUAGCAACUACAGAAGGUAAAAUGCAUGAAAAGUGCUGCUGAUGGCACAAAAAUGCAAAAUCAGUCAAAUGUGUAAUUUGCUGAUGUACUGGAAAGGUGUGUAGCACUUGGAAUUGGAACAAUCUCUAGUUAAACAUUUAUAAACCUAGAAUAAUAUCACUGUUAGUGCAUUAAUAUGAAUGCAAUGUGUAUAUUCUAUGGUUUAAUAAUGAGUGCGUGCACCGACCUUUAAUGUAUGUGCUCUGUCAUUCACUCAGCUUCAACAAAAUAUCUGCUGCAACAUUACUGAUCGACAAUGUUUACUUUGUCUCAAUAAAGUAUUUAUUAGAUGGAA
Scomber scombrus (Atlantic mackerel) is the source of this 1811-nucleotide messenger RNA. It is a transcript of the gene uba5, whose product is annotated as ubiquitin-like modifier activating enzyme 5. Gene Ontology annotation, biological process: protein ufmylation. The transcript is spliced from 12 exons. The record is from RefSeq and is a predicted model, not a curated record. NCBI's taxonomy places the organism in Eukaryota, Metazoa, Chordata, Actinopteri, Scombriformes, Scombridae. Gene Ontology annotation, cellular component: cytoplasm; cytosol. Gene Ontology annotation, molecular function: UFM1 activating enzyme activity. The coding region runs from base 126 to 1343 and encodes 405 amino acids.